AUGCCCAGGCUGCGCCGCUCCCUGCGCAUCGCCGCAGCGCGAGCCCUCGUCCUCCUCGUCCUCGCCGCCGUCCUCCUCGUCGCGACAAAGCACCGCUUCGCACCGCGACUCGUCCCGCCAGACCUCGCAGCAGCACGCUCAGUCCUCUGGGUCACGGCUCAUCCCGACGACGAGUCCUUCUUCUUCGCGCCAAGCAUCCUCACCCUCCUCGACUCGCCCCACAACGCCCAGGGAGCCCUGCUCUGCCUCUCCAUCGGCAACCACGACGGCCUCGGCGGCAUUCGACGACAAGAGCUCGGGGCGUCGUGCGACGCGCUCGGCAUCGCGAGGGACCGCUGCACGGCGCUCGACCUGCCAACACUUCGAGACGACCCCACGGUGUGGUGGGAGACCGAGGAGGUCGAGCAGGUCGUUCGGCGCUACGUCAAGGCGUGGGACGUUGACGCGGUCAUCUCGUUCGACGACUAUGGCGUAUCGGGCCACGCCAACCACCGUGCACUGUCCUCGGCGCUCAGCUCGAUCGCCGCCGCCGACCCGUCCUUCCCUCCCGUCUACGCCGUCGAGUCGACCUCGGUCCUCGCCAAGUACACCUCGCUCGUCCUCCUCCCCCUCGCCCUCCUCGCGCGCCUCCUGCCCUCGUCCUCUCCCUCCUCGUCGCCCUCGAGCGCCCUCUUCGUCAACUCGCUCGCGCAGUACCGCGCGACCCGGCGCUCGUUCGCGGCGCACGAGAGCCAGGCCGUGUGGUUCAGGACGCUGUUCGUCGGCUGCAGCCGGUACUUGUGGUGGGUCGAGCUGAGGAGGGUCGGUGGGUAG
Messenger RNA from Rhodotorula graminis WP1, 813 nucleotides. RefSeq lists its product as uncharacterized. The record is from RefSeq and is a predicted model, not a curated record. NCBI's taxonomy places the organism in Eukaryota, Fungi, Basidiomycota, Microbotryomycetes, Sporidiobolales, Sporidiobolaceae. Bases 1 to 813 code for a protein of 270 amino acids. Gene Ontology annotation, biological process: GPI anchor biosynthetic process. Gene Ontology annotation, cellular component: endoplasmic reticulum. Gene Ontology annotation, molecular function: N-acetylglucosaminylphosphatidylinositol deacetylase activity. The transcript has 6 exons.